CAAUACUUGCAAUAAUAUAAAAAAUAUAAGUACCAAAAACAAUUUACUACUGUAGUUUAUUGGUUGCACGUAAUCCUUAUUUACAAUUUCUCAAAAACAUAAUUUGUGUUCGGUUCUUAGUUCACAGUCGAAGCAUACGUAAAUUAUGUAAAAGUUUUAUGUCUAGUUAAAGCCAGCGACUCGGUCGCUAUGUGAGCGUGUUAUGAGUGAAAGGUUCUGAAAUGUCGUGGGGGUAAUUUGGACAAUUUGGCUGUAAUCAAUCAAAACAAUGGUUCCUGCACCGAGCUGCCCCAAUACCUGGGACUAUUGGACGACGUCCCCGUCCUAUAUCGUGGAUUUAACAUGUCUGCUGCCCAACUCUGUUUACAUUCCUAUUACACCAAAUUGGGACGCAACACUGCACGACGUGAAGGAGGAGUUAUGGAUGAAAGCUGCGAGAUAUCCCUUAUUUGGGAUGCUGCACGAGAUGUCCGACUAUGUGUUCCAAUUCAUAAACUCACUGGCGGUUCUGGAGGAGGUGAACGACGAGAACAAACGCCUUCGAGACAUCAAACCCACCUUUGGGGUGCUCAAGAUCGUAGAACGGUCUAUGAGGCCUGGGGAACAGUUCCUUAAUAUGCAAAUAAGUCAUUUAAUUGGAAAAGGUCUAAAUGAGUUCGACAACCUCCGGAGUUCAGAAGUGAACGAUUUCCGGACCCGAACCCGGUACAUAGCAGAGGAGAGUCUCGUAAAGCGCGCCAGAGCGACCCCACUGGAGAGGCUGCGGUACCAGUGCCCGCCGAGAUUAGCCAAGAGUCAUAUCGUGCAUCGGACGUUGCAGAGCCAUCUUAGUAGUAACAAGUUCUAUUUGACUACCACCAUCGUCGAUACAGACCGCAAAACCACGACCCACGCGCCAGCGACGUCUACUCCCAAACAGCACAUAGAAUACAUUCUACACAAAAAGAUCAAAGAGUACUCCAUGCGCUACUCCAGUCAGGACAGGCACAAAUACGUGCUGAAAGUGGCCGGCCGCGAGGAAUAUCUGUUAGGAGACCACCCGCUGAUCCAGUUUCUCUAUAUACAGGAGAAGCUGUUGAGAGACGAAGUGCCGCAUGUGAUGAUUGUCAAUAUAGACAAGCUGUCGUUGUCGGUCGGCGAUUCCCGGUACUUGGUUGAAUCAAGAGGGAGGCUAGCCUCCGAGCCUCCUACCGGCACCAUGCGGCGGAUACGCCAAGAAGAGUACCUCUCCUCAUGGAGCGUGGAACAGAACUACACAUGCACCGUGCAAAGCGUCGGGGGUCUCAAUGUGGACACCAACAAACUUGUCGAGGUGGUCUGCCAAGCCGGUAUCUUCCACGGCGGCAAGCCCAUCUGCGAGCCCCAGAAGACCAAGAUGGCGGCCGUCUCGAACGAGGGCGUCGCGCGCUGGGACCAAGCGCUCACGUUCCCGAUCAAAGUGCUCAACAUACCGCGCAUGGCGAGGCUUUGCUUCGUCAUAUACUCUACCUCAGAGGUGUAUAAGAGUAAUAAGAGCAAGAAGGGGAAGAAGGACACCACUAAGGACGACAUAAACAAGUUGGCGUGGGCGAACACGAUGAUAUUCGACUACAAGAACCUCCUCCGGACGGACGGCGUGACGCUGUUCAUGUGGACGUACGUCGCCGACGAGACUCAAGACGAGAUGCUACUGCACCCGCUGGGCACCGUCGUGUCGAAUCCCAGCACGGACUCGUGCGCCGCGCUGCAAGUGCGCUUCUCAGACUACGAAUGCCCCUACCAAAUAAUGUUCCCGUCGUCCGACGCAGUGCGAGAACGAGCCGAGUUCCCCGAGAACGGCUCGCCGGAGGUGGUGGCGCGGCUAGCGCGAGAUCUAGACUCGCCGCCGUACAAGGACCCGCUGUACGAGAUGCACGAACUCGAGAAGAAGGACAUCUGGGCCUCCAGAAAACAGUUCCGCGACACCGCACCCCACCUGCUGACCAAGCUGCUGGCGUGCGUGGAGUGGGGCGAGCAGGCGGACUCGGCCAGCGUGGUGUACAUGAUGUCGGAGUGGCCCAUGCUGCCCGUCGAGUCCGCUCUCGAGCUGCUCGACUACGCGUAUGCCGACGCGGCCGUACGGAGCUUCGCCGUCAAGUGCCUCGCCAAGAUCACGGACGAAGAACUCCUUCUGUACCUGUUACAACUCGUGCAAGCGUUGAAACACGAGUCGUACCUGAUGUGCGACCUGUCUCUGUUCCUCCUGCAGCGCGCCUUCAACAACAUGACCAUCGGACACUACCUCUUCUGGCAUUUAAGGUCGGAGAUGCACGUAUCAUCGGUAUCAAUACGAUUCGGAUUGGUCCUCGAAGCGUACUGUCGCGGCAGCCAAGACCACGUGGACACGUUGCUACGACAGAUCAGCUGUUUGGACAAACUCAAGUGGCUGAACAAUAUGGUGCGCAAGCGCAACAAAGAGAGCAUAAACAAAGCGCGAGCCGCCAUAUUGUCGCUGCUGCAAGAGGAGCACUGCCGCGAGACGCUCUGCAACUUCGUGUCGCCGCUCAACCCCAGCUUCGUGUGCAAAUCUGUCAGACCGGAGAAGUGCAAAGUGAUGGACAGCAAGAUGCGGCCCCUGCAGCUCGAGUUCGAGAACAUCGAGUCGUGCGGGCCGGAUAUCCGGAUCAUCCUCAAGAUCGGCGACGACCUGCGACAGGACAUGUUCACGCUGCAGAUGCUCAGGAUCAUGGACAGUCUGUGGAAGAACGAGGGAUACGAUUUCCGAUUGAACCCCUACAACUGUAUAUCGUUGGACAACGCGGUCGGCAUGAUUGAGGUGGUAGAUUUGGCGGAGACUGUCGCCAACAUACAGAAGGCGAAAGCCAAUUUCAACGUCGCUUCGACCAUAUCCAAGGCCAAUCUGUUCCAAUGGCUCCGGGAUUAUAACCAGUCAGAAUCUAGCUUCAAUAAGGCAGUGGAGGAGUUCACGAUGAGCUGUGCGGGCUACUGCGUCGCCACCUACGUCAUGGGCAUCGCCGACCGCCAUCCAGACAACAUCAUGGUCAAAAGGAACGGACAGCUAUUCCACAUAGACUUCGGUCACUUCCUCGGGCACUUCAAGCAGAAGUUCGGGUUCAAGCGCGAGCGCGUGCCGUUCGUCCUGACGCACGACUUCAUACACGUCAUCAACAAGGGCGAGCGCGGCUCCGGCGUCAAUGACCCGCUGCACUUCAAGAUAUUCCGGGAACACUGCGAAACGGCGUUCAAAAUCCUUCGGCGGCACGGGCACCUGAUCCUGUCGCUGUUCUCCAUGAUGAUCUCCACGGGCCUGCCGGAGCUCAAGUCUGAGAAGGACCUGCAGUACCUCCGAGAUACCCUAGUACUACACUUAUCAGAAGAAAAAGCGAUCGAGCACUUCCAGCUCAAGUUCACCGAGGCCGUCAAAAACACCUGGAUGACGUCCUUCAACUGGGCGUUCCACAACUUCGACAAGAACAACUGACAGCGGCCCGGCCACCGGCGGCGGCCGCCGUCCAAGUACUCCCCGCAGACGCUGUAGCCAGCCGCUACGGACUACCAAAUAAGGUUCAAUUUGCUGGGAGGAUUGAGUGCGCAUACGACCUUUUUCUAUGGAGAUAUGUA
Molecule: messenger RNA, 3600 nt
Organism: Cydia amplana
Lineage: Eukaryota; Metazoa; Arthropoda; Insecta; Lepidoptera; Tortricidae
Gene: Pi3K92E
Product: phosphatidylinositol 4,5-bisphosphate 3-kinase catalytic subunit delta isoform
Exons: 19
Coding region: 269-3460 (1063 amino acids)
Biological process (GO): phosphatidylinositol-mediated signaling; phosphatidylinositol-3-phosphate biosynthetic process; cell migration
Cellular component (GO): phosphatidylinositol 3-kinase complex; plasma membrane; cytoplasm
Molecular function (GO): 1-phosphatidylinositol-3-kinase activity; 1-phosphatidylinositol-4-phosphate 3-kinase activity
Source: RefSeq, a predicted model, not a curated record